UGUUUUCCAAGGCAGAACGGUAGGCCUGUGUUUUUCAAGGCAAUCUAUGAUUGUAUUUUCCAGAAAAAAUUGAUUUGGUUAAGCUACUUAUAACGUCCUUCAUCUUAAUCCUUCAACAUUUCAGGUUGAAAAGAAAAAGAUGGCAGGGCCGAAAAUGAGCCUAGUGCUUUACUUCCAUCUCUAUCUAGCGUGUACCUACCCGUACACCCGGACCCUUGCGCAGAUCCUGUCACCCAUUGCAACCAUACAAGAUCUGUCUUUCAAGAAUACAGGCUUCUCCAUGAAUCUCUACAGAAGAAUAUCAAGUUUCCAUGACCGCAACAUAUUUUUGUCCCCGCUAAGCAUAUCUACCGCCUUCGCCACCCUGUCUUUGGCCACCGAUGGCGUCACCAGAGAUGAAAUAUUGAAGGGCUUCAACCUGGAGGAGUUGGAGGUGGCUGGUCAGCCAGAAUUCAUUCCUAAACUAUUCCAAUAUCUCCAUGGAAACCUCACCCAGAAUGCCUCCAUACAGCUGGAUCAGAGCACUGCCCUGUUUCUCUCUCAAGGGUUUGAGAUUGAGGCAAAGUUCAGUGAGGAGAUCAAGAUGUAUUUCAGCGCUGAUGUCAUGCAUGUAAACUUAACAGACACAGAAGGCAGUAUCGACCUCAUUAAUCAGUACAUCAGCAAGAAGACUGAGAACAAAGUGACUAAAAUGUUAACCAGCUUGGAUCCACUCACCCAGCUCAUGUUGAUCAACACUAUUUUCUUUGAAGGGGAAUGGAAUAUGCCUUUUAAUCCCAAUAACACAAAAUAUGCCCCAUUCUACAUUGAUAACUAUAACGUUGUGCAGGUGCCUAUGAUGUUUUUAGAAGAUAAGUUUUACACAGCUGAAGACAUCCCCCUUGGUGCCAAAGUGUUGAAGCUUCCAUAUAAGCAUGGUGUUGCCAUGUUGAUCGUCCUGCCAAACAAAGAUAUGGACUACACCCUGAUUGAUGAUGAGAUCAGCGCAGAGAGGUUCCAGUCGUGGGUCACAAAUCUACGGAAAACCAAACUGGAGGUGCACAUGCCCAAAUUCAAAAUGGAGCAAUCGUAUUCCCUGCACCGCCUUCUUCCAGACAUGGGAGUUUCCACUAUCUUUAACACUGCAGCCAAUCUCACAAGGUUGUCCAAAAACAAAGGCAUCAAAGUGACAGAGGUGCUGCACAAGGCCGGGAUAGAGGUGGAUGAGCUGGGCACCACCGCAGCAGCCGCGACUACAAUUGGUAUUACAGCCUACUCUAUGCCGAUGACCUUCACAAUCGAUAGACCCUUCUUCUUCUUCAUUUACCAUGAGGAUACAAACUGUUUAAUUUUCAUGGGCAGGGUCAUAGACCCCACCAAGCACUAAGGAUGUUUCCUUCAAUAUUGGAUGCUUAGAUAACAUACUGGAAUAUGAAUGAUGAUAAAUAAUUGUAACUUUUGAUCAUCUGUAUAAUAUUGCAUAUUAAAAAUAUUUCCACAAAUGUAA
Molecule: messenger RNA, 1486 nt
Organism: Gadus morhua (Atlantic cod)
Lineage: Eukaryota; Metazoa; Chordata; Actinopteri; Gadiformes; Gadidae
Gene: serpina10b
Product: serpin peptidase inhibitor, clade A (alpha-1 antiproteinase, antitrypsin), member 10b
Exons: 4
Coding region: 140-1366 (408 amino acids)
Biological process (GO): blood coagulation
Molecular function (GO): serine-type endopeptidase inhibitor activity
Source: RefSeq, a predicted model, not a curated record